AUGUCAUCAAUUACUAAAUUUACAAAUUGUCAUUUAAUAGAUAAUGGAAAAUUAUAUCAAAAUACUGAUUUAUAUGUGGAUAAUAAAACUCAAAAAAUUAUACAUAAACCAUUAAAUUUUAACAAUAUUGAUAAUAUAAAAAUUAUAGAUUUAAAAGGUGAAAUAUUAGCUCCAGGUUUUAUAGAUAUUCAAAAUAAUGGAAUUUAUGGAUUAAAUUUUUCAAAUUUAAAUACAAAUUCAACUGAUGAAGAUAUAAAAGAAUUUAAAUUAUUUUAUAAAGAUGCUAUGAAAAAAUAUUUAUCAACUGGUGUUACAUCAUUAUGUCCAACUGUUACUUCAAAUUUUUCAGAUGUUUAUUUGAAAGUUUUACCAAUAUAUAAAAGAUCAAGAUUAAAUAAUCAAUGUGAUUCUUUAGGUGCUCAUUUAGAAGGUCCUUUUAUAAAUAAACAAAAAAAAGGUUGUCAUCCAGUUGAAACAUUUGUUGAUGCUAACCCUACAAUAGUAAAACCUGAAGAUAAAUUAUUAGAAAUUUAUGGUGGUGAAAAAAAUUUAUUAGAAAAUGUUUGUAUUAUUACUGCAGCUCCUGAAAUUCCUGGAGUUUUAGAAUUAAUUCCAUUUAUAACUCAAAAUACAAAUUGUGUUUAUGCAAUUGGUCAUACAAUGACUGAUUAUAAUACUGGUUUAAAAGCUAUAAAUAAUGGUUGUACAAUGAUUACUCAUUUAUAUAAUGCAAUGCCACAACCUCAUCAUAGAGAUGCAGGAGUUAUUGGUUUAAUAAAUACUCCAAAUGUUUCAGAAAAAAAUUUACCAUAUUUUGGAUUAAUUUGUGAUGGAGUUCAUGUAAAUCCUUCAAUGAUAAAUUUAGCUUAUAAAUCAAAUCCAGAAAAAUGUGUUUUAGUGACUGAUGCAAUGCAUUUAAUUGGUUUACCAGAUGGUUCAUAUAAAUGGGAUGAUCAAAUUAUUGUUAAAACUGGUGAUAAAUUAUAUUUAAAAGAUACAACUACAUUAGCUGGUGCAUCAACUACUUUACCUCAAUGUAUUAGAAAUUUAAUGAAAUGGUCAAAUAUAACAUUACCAGAAGCUGUUAAAACUUGUACAAAUAAUGCUGCUAAAUCAAUUGGUUUAGAAAAAGAAAAAGGUUUUUUAAAUGUUGGUUGUGAUGCUGAUUUUGUUGUAUUAGAUCAUAAUGGUUAUGUUACAAGAGUUUUUAAAUUAGGUAAUGAAUUUAAAUCUUCUGAUAUUAAUGAAGAUAUUGAAUAUCAAAUUGAAACAGAAAAAAGUAAUAACAAGCAUAAUAAUAGUAGCAGAAUUUCAGCUGUUUUAUAG
Lodderomyces jiufengensis is the source of this 1326-nucleotide messenger RNA. It is a transcript of the gene DAC1, whose product is annotated as Dac1p. The record is from RefSeq and is a predicted model, not a curated record. Gene Ontology annotation, biological process: N-acetylglucosamine catabolic process. NCBI's taxonomy places the organism in Eukaryota, Fungi, Ascomycota, Pichiomycetes, Serinales, Debaryomycetaceae. The transcript has a single exon. The coding region runs from base 1 to 1326 and encodes 441 amino acids. Gene Ontology annotation, molecular function: N-acetylglucosamine-6-phosphate deacetylase activity.